CGCCUGACCCCUUACUUCUACGCUUCCAGUUGCGGCUUAUUAUGUUAAUUAUGUCACAGUGAUUGCUGUACUAGGGUCGGAAUCGCUACCUGAGGCCCGAAUAUGAGCGCAAGAUAGUGCCUAAAAGAGUCGCAGGAAGAGGCCCCGUUCCCUCACCCUUUCCGUCGCAACCCCCACAGCAUGGAACCACAGGUUACUCUAAAUGUGACUUUUAAAAAUGAAACUCAAAGCUUUCUAGUUUCUGAUCCAGAAAAUACAACAUGGGCUGAUGUGGAAGCUAUGGUAAAAGUUUCAUUUGAUUUGAACACUAUUCAAAUAAAAUACCUGGAUGAGGAAAAUGAAGAGGUAUCCAUCAACAGUCAAGGAGAAUAUGAAGAAGCACUUAAGAUGGCAGUUAAGCAGGGAAACCAACUGCAGAUGCAAGUCCAUGAAGGCUAUCGUGUUGUCUACGAAGCCCCACCCCCAGUUGGAGGAGAGAAACGACCAGUUGCAAGGACAGGGAAGAAGCCACUUGCACAUUAUUCUUCACUGGUGAGAGUCUUGGGAUCAGACAUGAAGACCCCAGAGGAGCCUGCAGCACAGCAGUUUCCACCUGCUCCAUGUGACGCAGACCAGCCUCAAGACAAGCCCCCAGACUGGUUCACAAGCUACCUAGAGACAUUCAGAGAGCAAGUGGUUAAAGAAACGGUUGAGAAGCUUGAACAGAAAUUACGUGAGAAGCUUAUCCUCCAGAAUCCAUCCUUGGGUUCCCGUCCCUCAGAAGUCUCAAUGCCCAUUUCAGAGGAAACACUGUUUUUGCCAGAAAACCAGUUCAACUGGCAUAUUGCUUGCGGCAGCUGCCAAAGGAGGAUCGUUGGUGUGCGCUACCAGUGCAGCCUCUGCCCAUCCUACAAUAUCUGUGAAGAUUGUGAAUCGGGGCCAUAUGCCCAUGACGCCAACCAUGUCCUGCUGAAGUUGCGGAGACCUGUUGUGGGUUCCUCUGAACCCUUCUCUCACUCGAGGUUCUCUACUCCUCGUCUUCCUGCUGCUCUGGAACAGGCCAGGCUCCAGAAACAGGUUGACAAGAACUUUCUUAAAGCAGAAAAGCAAAGGUUGCGAGCUGAGAAGAAACAGCGUAAAGCAGAGGUCAAGGAACUUAAAAAGCAGCUUAAACUCCACAGGAAGAUUCAUCUGUGGAAUUCGAUCCAUGGGCUCCAGAGCCCCAAGUCUCCUUUGGGCCGACCCGAGAGCCUGCUGCAGUCUAACACCCCAGUGCUCCCUUUGCAGCCCUGUGCCUCAGUUAUGCCAACCCUCAGUGCAGCAUUUGUGGAUGAGAAUUUGCCUGAUGGGACUCACCUCCAGCCAGGAACCAAGUUUAUCAAACACUGGAGGAUGAAAAAUACAGGAAAUGUAAAGUGGAGUACGGACACAAAGCUCAAGUUCAUGUGGGGAAACCUGACUUUGGCUUCUACAGAAAAGAAGGAUGUUUUGGUUCCCUGCCUAAAGGCUGGCCAUGUGGGAGUUGUGUCUGUGGAGUUCAUUGCCCCAACCCUGGAGGGAACAUACACUUCCCAUUGGCGUCUUUCUCACAAAGGCCAGCAGUUUGGGCCUCGGGUCUGGUGCAGUAUCAUAGUGGAUCCUUUCCCCUCCACAGAGAGCCCUGAUAACGCUGAAAAGAGCAUGAUCAGCUCAAGCAAAGGUGAUGAUCUCACCUGCCAGCAAGAGGAAGCUCUUCUUCCGGCUAAAGAAGAAAUUCCACCUGGUGAAACAACUGAGCAGACAGAAGGGACAGGAACCUGCAUCCCACAGAAGGCCAAAAAUGCUGCCAGCGAGAGGGAGCUCUACAUCCCAUCUGUGGAUCUUCUGACUGCCCAGGACCUGCUGUCCUUUGAGCUGUUGGAUAUAAAUAUUGUCCAAGAGUUGGAGAGAGUGCCCCACAACACCCCUGUGGAUAUGACUCCCUGCAUGUCUCCUCUGCCACAUGACAGUCCUUUAAUAGAGAAGCCAGGCUUGGGGCAGAUACAGGAAGAGAGUGAAGGGGCGGGAUUUAAAGAACUUCCUGAUUCCACAGUGUCAGUAAAGAAGAGGGCUGAGAACAUUUCUUCAGUGGAGGAAGCAGAAGAUGACCUGAGUGGGACCCAGUUCGUGUGUGAGACUGUAAUCCGAUCCCUUACCUUGGAUGCUGCCCCAGAUCACAAACCACCUUGCAGACAGAAGUCCACACACAGGGCAGAAUUUCAGUUGUAUGCCACAGAGGAACAGCAGCCAGUUGUACUGCCUGGAUUCUGCAGUAAGAAGUCUUCUUUGAAAUUUGCCUCACCCAAAGAGGGACCACUUGGAGACGAGAGGGAAGAGAUUGUCCGUAUUGUUGAAGAAGAAGCUGUCGUGGAGGAGGAGGAGGAUGAGCUCAAAGAUGAAGUUCAGAGUCAGUCCUCUGCUUCUUCGGAGGAUUACAUCAUCAUCCUGCCCGAGUGCUUUGACACCAGCCGCCCCCUGGGGGACUCCAUGUACAGCUCUGCCCUCUCACAGCCAGGCCUGGAGCGAGGGGCUGAAGGCGAGCCUGGGGUUGAGGCUGGGCAGGAACCAGUCGAGGCUGGGGAGAGACCCCCUGGAGGGGAGAACCAGCCACAGGGGCACAGCAUCAAUGACAUCCUUAUGACCUCACAGACUCUGGACACAGUGCCCCUGACCCCAGAGGUGGUAGGGCCUCCGCCACGGCUGCCCAGGAGUCCUCCGUAUGCACAGCAUCAUGGUUCCCCAGGAGUGGAUUUACCAGUUACCGUACCAGAAGUUUCUUCAGUCCCUGAUCAGAGCAGAGGAGAGCUCAGAGGCUCAUCAGGACUUGUAAACAGCAGACAGAAGAGCUAUGACCACUCAAGGCACCACCACGGGAGCAGCAUUGCUGGAGGGCUGGUGAAGGGGGCUUUGUCUGUUGCCGCCUCUGCAUACAAGGCCUUGUUUGCUGGACCACCAGUCACUGCACAGCCAAUAGUUUCCGAAGAUCAGACAGCAGCCCUGAUGUCCCAUCUCUUUGAAAUGGGAUUCUGUGACAGGCAGCUAAACCUAAGGCUGCUGAAGAAACACAAUUACAACAUCCUGCAGGUUGUGACAGAACUCCUUCAGAUCAACAACAACGACUGGUAUAGCCACCGCUACUGAGGAGUGACCUCGUAUUAAAUAACUUUGCCUGCUGCUCAGAGACGAUCUUUAUUCUGUUUUUGGGGUGUGGGGUGGAGGCCCUUGCUUAUUUUUUAAUCUGAUGAAUCUACAUAGAGCCCAUCAUUGAACUAUCAAGACAAUACCUGCCUUGCAGUAUUUUUUGGAGCAAAUCAAGGGCCAGAACUUAAAUUUUCACUUUAGACAUUAGAUGAAUUGUAGGAAGAGCAUUUUUCAAUUGAUCUGGAUAAAACUCUUCUCCGUUUUAGUGCAUUGAAAAGUGCAACUUAAACUUCCUAUAGAACCAUUUUUCUUUCUGCUUGUAUUGAAGUUGAGUAUUUUUCUUUGCUUAAUGUGGAUGUUUUUAUGAGGAUAUCUGUUAAUUGUCAGUUUAUAAAAGAAGUUAACCUUGGAAGUUGUUUUCAAGAAUUAUUCUCAUAAUUUUUCUAACCUAUCCCAAGCUUCUUAGCUGUGUGGUAUUAAAAUAACACCCAGGGCGCGAUAGGAAUUUUGUUCCUCUUGCCUUCUCAAGGAGAAAGUCGUUCCCCUACAAGUCUUAGUAACCGGCACUGUUGUUUUUCUAAAGACCCCCAGUGAUGCAUUUAAGAAUAUCCACCUUCUGGUCUCUGCACUUCUGAAAAAGGAGCAGGGAGUGUGCUCAUUAACCCACCAGCACCUGUUGAGCAGUGUCUAUUGUAGCAAUUUUGCAUACAUUUUAUUUUAUUUAAGGGAAAAAAUUUAGGUAGUGUGAAAUAUUUUGCUAAUCCUAUAAAGAAGGAAAGAAGCUCUUCUAUUAAAGGGAAAAGUAAGUUUAACAGUUAUCUUUUUUCUUUAUGUCAGGGGGCAGGUCUUAUUUACAGUAGAGUGGGCGGGGGUGUAUAGGAACAUGAGAAAAGUGAAAGGCAGGCUCCUGCGUGAAUCUCAGUAAAGUUCAGGGGUGGGCAAAUGAGUGGGUGUGAGGCUUAGGAAAUCCUGAUGGCCUCCUGAAUGUUUGAAAUCUGUCCAAGAGAACUUAAAACAAGAAAAAGAGGCUGGUGUUCUACAAGACUUGGAUGGGAGCAAACGCACUGAAAAAGUUUUGGUUUAACCCCAGGGUAAGUGAGUGGGAAGGAGCUUGCUUACAGGGGUCCUGGUCCUCACUGUUUACAGAAGGGAGUCUCGGGUACAGCUGGUAAAGAGGUAACAAAAAACACUACAGAUUUUAGUCAUAAAAAUUACUUGCAGAAAAAGAAGAAUCUGACCCCCAGCCUGAAGGGGGAAGGAUAGUAAAAUAGUAUUACUUAACCUGGUUUGGUAUUAUAAUGAAUGGUGAUUUAAAUUAAUCAUUGGCCAUAAUGAUGUUUAUUUACAGUGUAACUCUUGAAUGCUGUUAAAUAAGCCAGGAUUCAGACUGCAAGCCAACCAGCCUGUUUAUUAUUUAAAACGUUUUUAUGGGGGCUUCUGGGUAGAGGCUGAGCGGCAGGGUGUGUGUAAUUAAUUCGGUUGAUUUGGGACGGGAUCUGUCUUGACCAUCUGAGUUGAAUUGUAGGGGUCCAGUCGUCUGUACCAUUGUACUUGUACCUAACCGCUUAAGGAAUGGUGAAAUAAACUUUGAAACUCCUA
Molecule: messenger RNA, 4737 nt
Organism: Eubalaena glacialis (North Atlantic right whale)
Lineage: Eukaryota; Metazoa; Chordata; Mammalia; Artiodactyla; Balaenidae
Gene: NBR1
Product: NBR1 autophagy cargo receptor
Exons: 22
Coding region: 181-3138 (985 amino acids)
Biological process (GO): macroautophagy
Cellular component (GO): phagophore assembly site
Molecular function (GO): zinc ion binding; ubiquitin binding
Source: RefSeq, a predicted model, not a curated record